UUUUCUACUAGUUUUCUCCUGCCUGGUGCUGUCUGUCUUUUCGACCAUUGAUGAGUACCAGAACAGCUCGGAAGGGGCCCUUUACAUCCUGGAAAUCGUCACCAUCGUGGUGUUUGGGGUGGAAUACUUUGUGAGGAUCUGGGCUGCCGGCUGCUGCUGCCGAUACCGGGGCUGGAGGGGAAGGUUAAAAUUUGCCCGCAAGCCUUUCUGCGUCAUCGACAUCAUGGUGCUGAUCGCAUCCAUCGCUGUGCUGGCGGCGGGGUCCCAAGGGAACGUCUUUGCCACCUCGGCGCUCAGGAGUUUGAGGUUCCUGCAGAUCCUGCGCAUGAUACGCAUGGACCGGCGGGGCGGCACCUGGAAGCUCCUGGGCUCUGUUGUCUACGCACACAGUAAGGAGCUGAUUACUGCCUGGUAUAUUGGCUUCCUGUGCCUCAUCCUGGCCUCGUUCCUGGUAUACUUGGCCGAGAAGGGAGAAAAUGAGCACUUUGAUACAUACGCAGAUGCACUCUGGUGGGGUCUGAUCACUCUCACCACCAUCGGCUACGGGGACAAGUACCCGCAGACGUGGAACGGGCGGCUGCUGGCAGCGACAUUCACGCUCAUCGGUGUCUCCUUCUUCGCCCUUCCUGCCGGCAUCUUGGGCUCGGGGUUUGCUCUGAAGGUUCAAGAGCAGCAUCGACAAAAGCACUUUGAGAAGAGGCGAAACCCAGCAGCAGGCCUGAUUCAGGCGGCUUGGAGAUUUUAUGCCACCAACCUGUCCCGGACGGACCUGCACUCCACCUGGCAGUACUACGAACGCACCGUCACUGUCCCCAUGUACAGCACGCAAACGCAAACGUACGGUGCCUCCAGACUCAUCCCUCCUCUGAACCAGCUCGAGCUCCUGAGGAACCUGAAGAGCAAGUCAGGACUGACAUUCAGGAAAGAGCAGCAGCCCGAACCAUCGCCAAGUAAAAGCAAACCGUGCAGAGAGUCACUAUGCGGAUGCUGCUCAGGAAACUCUAGUCAGAAGGUCAGUUUGAAAGAUCGUGUCUUCUCCAGUCCCCGCGGUGCUGGCACCAAAGGGAAAGGCUCUCCACAGGCUCAGGGCAUCCGGAGGUCCCCCAGCGCUGACCAGAGCAUCGAGGACAGCCCAAGCAAAGUGCCCAAGAGCUGGAGCUUCGGAGACCGCAGCCGAGCCCGGCAAGCUUUCCGCAUCAAGGGAGCGGCGUCACGGCAAAACUCGGAAGAAGCAAGCCUCCCUGGAGAAGACAUUCCCGAUGAGAACAAAAGCUGCAACUGCGAGUUUGUGACGGAAGAUUUGACACCAGGACUGAAAGUCAGCAUCAGGGCAGUGUGCAUUAUGAGAUUUCUCGUCUCCAAGCGCAAGUUUAAGGAGAGCCUUCGGCCCUAUGACGUGAUGGAUGUCAUCGAGCAGUAUUCAGCUGGUCACCUGGACAUGCUCUCCCGGAUUAAAAACCUUCAGGCCAG
Eurypyga helias (sunbittern) is the source of this 1470-nucleotide messenger RNA. RefSeq names its product potassium voltage-gated channel, KQT-like subfamily, member 2 (gene KCNQ2). Gene Ontology annotation, cellular component: membrane. Gene Ontology annotation, biological process: transmembrane transport; potassium ion transport. Gene Ontology annotation, molecular function: voltage-gated potassium channel activity. Lineage: Eukaryota; Metazoa; Chordata; Aves; Eurypygiformes; Eurypygidae. The record is from RefSeq and is a predicted model, not a curated record. The annotation marks the transcript as partial. The transcript is spliced from 14 exons.